This is a messenger RNA of Oncorhynchus keta (chum salmon), 1236 nucleotides long. RefSeq names its product chemokine (C-X-C motif) receptor 3, tandem duplicate 2 (gene cxcr3.2). Gene Ontology annotation, biological process: immune response; G protein-coupled receptor signaling pathway; chemotaxis. Bases 93 to 1229 code for a protein of 378 amino acids. Lineage: Eukaryota; Metazoa; Chordata; Actinopteri; Salmoniformes; Salmonidae. The transcript is spliced from 2 exons. Gene Ontology annotation, molecular function: chemokine receptor activity. Gene Ontology annotation, cellular component: membrane. The record is from RefSeq and is a predicted model, not a curated record.
GUGGAAAAGAAGAGAGGAACGCGGGUGAGACUACGAGAAGAGUGUCCUGAGUCUGAAGGUGUUUCAGGUGUUCCGCUGUUUCGUUGGUAACAAUGGAUCACGUCAAGGCAACCACAGAUUACUAUAUAUAUGAAGACAGCUACAACUAUUCACCAGAAACAGGCAGUAGCCAAUCCAGUGGCGUGCCCUGCAACCAGGAUGGCAUCAUGGACUUCACCCGGAGCUACUCCCCUGUGGUCUAUAGCCUGGUGUUUGUGCUGGCGCUGGUGGGUAACAUCCUGGUGCUGUGUGUGCUGAUGCGCUACCGCACCUCUCAGACAGGUGGGACCUGCUCCUUCUCCCUCACCGACACCUUCCUGCUCCACCUGGCCGUGUCCGACCUCCUGCUGGCCCUCACGCUGCCCCUGUUCGCCGUCCAGUGGGCCCACCAGUGGGUGUUCGGCAUGGCCGACUGCAAGAUUUCCGGAGCCCUGUUCUCUCUGAACCGCUACAGCGGCAUCUUGUUCCUUGCCUGCAUCAGCUUCGACCGCUACCUGGCCAUUGUCCACGCCGUCAGCACCGGCUGGAAACGCAACACCUGCCAUGCACAGAUUGCCUGCACCCUGAUCUGGACAGUGUGCUUAGGCCUGAGUGGGGUGGAUAUCACCUUUAGACAAGUGGUGAAGGUGGAAGUGGGGCGCUCGGGGGAUCAUCAGGGCCUGCUGGUGUGCCAGACGGUGUACCCCUCAGUGCAGUGGCAGGUGGGGAUGCAACUAGUCAACUUGGUGCUGGGUUUUGGGCUGCCCCUGCUGGUCAUGCUCUACUGCUACGUCCGUAUCUUCCGGUCGCUUUGCAACGCCUCGCGCCGCCAGAAGAGGAAGUCCCUUCACCUCAUCGUCUCCCUGGUGUCCAUGUUUGUGCUCUGCUGGGCGCCCUACAACUCCUUCCAAUUGGCCGAAAGCCUGAAGAAGCUGGGCGUGAUUAGUGGAGGCUGCCAGUUUGACCGCACGGUGGACAUAGGGAUCCUGGUGUCUGAGAGCAUGGGCCUGUCACACUGUGCCCUGAACCCGCUGCUGUACGGCUUUGUGGGGGUGAAGUUUAGGAGGGAGCUGACCAGAAUGUGUAAGGGGCUGCUGGGACAGAGGUUCUAUCCAGGGAUGAAGGAAUGGGGAGGGCAGAGGAAAACACGGAGGCCCACUAGGUCCUUCAGCUCAGCAGAGAGUGAGAACACCCACUCUGUCAUGGCGUGAGCCAGCC